This is a messenger RNA of Cetraspora pellucida, 927 nucleotides long. NCBI's taxonomy places the organism in Eukaryota, Fungi, Glomeromycota, Glomeromycetes, Diversisporales, Gigasporaceae. The record is from the annotation of a GenBank genome assembly.
AUGAAAGAUUCAAUUUUCAUUCUUGAAGCAGACCGACCAACAGGCAUUGCCACUGUAUCCGCCCUUUUCAACACUGGUUCUAAACAUUCAAAUCGUCAUAUUCACGUAACAGCUGGUGUUAGUCCAAAUAGUUCACAAGAAGUUCGUACAAAACUUUCACAAUGCGGAGCAGAAGUUGUGGUUAUCGAUGAUCCAAAAAAUGUGAAAUUUAAAAAUGUUCAUAAAUUAAUGAUCAUCUUAACACCCGAAAGAUUGGAUGCAGGACUCAUUUAUGUUGAAGCAGCUAAUCGGGACAUGGUUCCUUUCGUAUUAUUACAAUCGGUUGUUAUGGCUGAUGAACGGAAUGAUUAUGUAGGAAAGAAGUAUGGAGAACUUGAAGAGAAAGUUAAAGAAUUGAUAACAAAAGAAUGUACUAAUGAUGAAGUUAAAGAUUCUCAUGUCCACCGUUAUUGGUCAAUUUUAAGAGCCGGAGUUUAUGAUCAUUACUUGUUGGCAUUUAAGGAUUGCAUCAAAAAAGGCGUUUUAGACCUACCUAUUGGUGACGGCGAGUUUGCGCCAGUUUCAGUCGAAGAUGUUGGCAAGGCAGCAGAACAUAUGCUCGAUAAAUCUGAAAACUAUUACUCCAAAAUUUAUACCAUUACUGGGUGUGAACUUUUGUCUGGAAAACUUCUUGCAGAACGUCUAAGCCAGACUCUUCAUCAUGAAUUAGUUUAUAAACCGUCUGAAGAUGAACAACAUAUCAAAGAACACAUUAAGCAAUAUAUCACUACUCCCGUUGAGGUUGAAACCGUCUAUCGUUUAUUCGAGUUUAUUAAGGAGGGUAAAUUGAAAUAUGUAACUCCUCAUUUUACUGAAAUUGAAGGUUGGAAACCUAAAACGGUUGUACAAUUCUUCUUGGAAAACAAAGUUGAAAUACUAAAUAAUUAG